GGGGGGAGUGGGUUGGUGGGUCCCUUUUUGCUGCUCAGACUCAUCUGCAUCUGUGAGAAGAUCCCCUUCCCAGGGUCCUGGUGGUUCCUCUCCACCCAGGAUCCCAGUCCUCAGAGAGCGGGCUUCUUGAUGGAGGAGGCUGGGGUGGGGAGCUCUGAAUUUGGGCUCAAGAUGGGAACCAGGGGCAGCAGAAGGGACCGGGAACCCCACUUCCUAACCCUCCCUACUCCCCAAGCUCCUGCUGCAGAGGCAGCUGUGUGGAUGACCUCAUCCCACAAACAUGCUUUGUUCCUGAGAAAAUGGAAAGUGUCUGAGGUUUGGUGGGGGGCUGGGUGUCUGCAGCAGCAGCUCUCCGUGCUCCCCCUUGCCUGACUCCCCACCCUAGAGGGGGCCUGACUGGAGAGUAAAUGUCUUCAGUGGCUCCCACUCACUCACCCUUCACUCCCCCAGCCCCAGACCCUUAGAAAAGCUGGAGAGAGGCUGUCUUCUCCCAGAGGCAGGGGGAAGGAAAUAAUGACACAGGGGAUGGAAAGAUUCUGGGGCUCUGCCAGGCACUGCCAGGAGUGAUGCCCAGCAGGAGAGAGGGCAGAGGGCACACUGCAUCAUCGCCUGUUCCCCUCUCUGUCCCCAAGCAUCUCAUUUCCCUUUUUUUCUCCCCUGUUGCUGGCAAAACCUGACAGCUGGCCAUCUGUGCUGUCACAGCUGCUGCAGAUGUUGCAGGCCAAGGCUGCCCAGGCUGAUGUGGCCAAAGAUGCAGAGGGAAGUGGUGUGGGGUGAGGGCAGAGGGUCCAGCUGGGGAAGCUUGGCUGUGACCAGCUUGCAGGAUUUCCUUCCUGGUUAAACCUGGGCUGAGCCUCUGAAGUCCUUGUUGUUGGAUUCUCCUGGGAAGGGAGGCCCAAUGUUAUUUCUCCCAUCAGCCUCCUCCACGUCUACCAUUCACUGGCCCAGCAUCCUUCUUACACUCUGCUGUUUCCUGAAUGGGGUUAAGGCAGGGAGAGGGGGGUGGUGCAAAUAGCCCCAUAGUCAUCCCAAAGCGCCUCACUCCAGGCCUCUGGCUAUGUCCCUUCCUGGGAGUCAGGAGACGUGAGAGUCCUGUUCAGAGGGGAGAGGGUGGGGUGACUCCUUGCCCCUGCUCUUACACCCUCUUGGAGACAGUAAAGACAGUGGAGGCUAAGCUCAGGCUAACUGUAGGGGCAGGAAAUGAGUCACUGACCCAGGAAAAGCCCCCUUCCCCCAGUUCUGCCAGGGCCCAGAUAAGAAAAGAACUUCUGCUUCCUGAUUUUUUCCUGACCCCCCUCACCCCCAACGUUAAAUACAGAAAUAAACAUGCAGGACUUUUGUGUUCCCAGAAGCACCCAUUCCCCAUCACCAUCUGCUCUGACCUGGCAUUUCCUAUGCCCAGUCUCGUGUUCUUUUUUUUCAAUGCAGUGUGGCUAAGCCACAGCCCCUGGGGGUGACCGCCGCCCCACCGUGUGCCCCUCGCAGGGCUCACUCACAGCCACCAUGAGCGAAGCCUUCGACUGUGCCAAAUGCAGCGAGUCGCUUUACGGGCGCAAAUACAUCCAGACGGACGAUGGCCCCUACUGCGUGCCCUGCUACGACAACACCUUCGCCAACACGUGUGCCGAGUGCCAGCAGCUGAUCGGGCACGACUCACGGGAGCUGUUCUACGAAGACCGCCACUUCCAUGAGGGCUGCUUCCGCUGCUGCCGCUGCCAGCGCUCCUUAGCCGACGAGCCCUUCACCUGCCAAGACAGCGAGCUGCUCUGUAACGACUGCUACUGCAGUGCCUUCUCCUCGCAGUGCUCCGCCUGCGGGGAGACCGUCAUGCCCGGGUCCCGGAAGCUGGAGUACGGAGGCCAGACAUGGCAUGAGCACUGCUUCCUCUGCAGCGGCUGUGAGCAGCCACUGGGCUCCCGUUCCUUCGUGCCCGACAAGGGUGCCCACUACUGCGUGCCCUGCUAUGAGAACAAGUUUGCUCCUCGUUGCGCCCGUUGCAGCAAGACACUGACGCAGGGUGGCGUGACAUACCGUGACCAGCCCUGGCAUCGAGAAUGCCUGGUCUGCACUGGGUGCCAGACGCCCCUGGCAGGGCAGCAGUUCACCUCCCGAGAGGACGAUCCCUACUGUGUGACCUGUUUCGGAGAACUCUUUGCACCCAAGUGCAGCAGCUGCAAGCGCCCUAUCACAGGACUCGGUGGAGGCAAGUAUGUGUCCUUUGAAGACCGCCACUGGCAUCACAGCUGCUUCUCCUGUGCCCGCUGCUCCACCUCCCUGGUGGGUCAGGGCUUCGUGCCGGACGGAGACCAAGUGCUGUGCCAGGGCUGCAGCCAGGCAGGGCCCUGAGCCAGGGCUCCCGGACUAAGGCUCCUUCUCCAGACCGCCUCUGGGACCCAGCCUCUCCCCAAUUUGGGGCUCCCCUUGGGCUCCAGGAUUCAGCCUCCCCACUCCAGCGUCCUCAAUCUGGUACUUCCUGACCCAGGGCCCCCAAACCCUGGACUCUCCCGGAGCCUUCAUCAUCAUUCAAAUCCCCUCCCCAAACCUGAACUCCAGAACUCUCUCCUCUCCCUUCAGGUCGGGCUUGCUUCCCAGACCAAGCCCUUUCCCCAAAUCAGGGCUCUGGGACCCAAUCCCCCUUCAAUCUAGACUUCUCUCCAAAGACUUUAGGUCUCCUAUGGGUGCCUGAGAGGUCCUCAAAAGUCGAACAUACUCAGGCCUGACGCUCCCCACCCCUGUCCCACCGGGAUCCCCAAGGAUGGGGCUGUCUGGGCAGCACUGGUUAGGGGGUCCUAGGGUACAGGUCUUUGCCCAUCCCGUGUUGUGAGUGUUUUUCUCUUUUCAUUUCAGCUCCAUUCUGCCCAGAGAUGGGCAGAGGGGUGGGUUUGGCUCGCCCCCCUCUUUCAGAUUCUGCAAUAAAGCAGUAUGAGAAAGUGAA
Molecule: messenger RNA, 2935 nt
Organism: Odocoileus virginianus texanus
Lineage: Eukaryota; Metazoa; Chordata; Mammalia; Artiodactyla; Cervidae
Source: RefSeq, a predicted model, not a curated record